UGUUCAGUUCUAACUGUUACUUUUUGGCUGGCAUACAGGUUCCUCAGGAGACAAGUAAGAUGAUCUGUUGGUCCCAUCUCUUUGAAGUCUUGCCAUAGUUUGUUGUGAUUCACACAAAGGCUUUAGUGUAAUCAAUGAAAUAGAAGUAGAUGUUUUUCAGGAACUCACUUGCUUUUUCCAAAGUCCAGUGCAGGUCAGCAAUUUGGUCUCUUGUUCUUCUGCCUCUUCAAAAAACAGCCUGCUCUCCUGGUAAUUCUCCAUUCACAUACUGCUAAAGCUUAGUUUGCUGAAUCUUAAGCAUAACCUUGCUGGCUCAUAAAAUGAGCACAAUUAUUCAGUAAUUUGAAUAACUCUUGGCAUUGCCUUCUUUAGUAUUGAGACCUAAACCAAUUUUUUCCAACUAAUGGCCACUGUUAAUGUUUUCCAAAUUUGCUGCAUACUGAAUGCAGCACCUUAAAAGCACCAUCUCUUAGGGUUUUAAAUAACUCAGCUGGAAAUCCAUCACCUUCACUAGCCUUAUUAUUAGCAAUGCAUCCUAAGGCCCACUUAACUUCAUUCUCCAGGACAUCUGGCUCUAGAUCAGUGUCAAGAUGUUAGGAAACACCCUGUUUUCCAGAGCUAAAGGCCUAGCAAACCAGCUGUGCCCUGAGCUUGGCAUAAUAACAGUUCUUUGCACUUACCCUCUGGCUUAUCUCAGCCACAGCAAAAUCCCAGACUUGUUUCUGGUCAUAAAGACCGCUAUGAAUCAAACUUAUCACAUUGUUGCUGUUACCCCUCAUUGUCAGGGCUACAGCUCACUGUGUAGCCAUUGUGUAAGUAUUGAGAUUUCUCAACACUGCCUAGUCUUCACCCCCACCCCCAACUAGGGUUACAUUUUUACAACUGUUGAGGUGAAUGCUACCAAAAAAGAAAGCAAAACUUUAAGGCAUCUGUAAGAGGAAACUGCUUUUAUAAAGCAGUAGCAUUUCAUUUCCUUUCCCUAGUAAUAAAAUUCAGAUACACUGAGGAAACAAGGUAGAGGCAACGGGAGAUCUGCUUGACCAGGCCAGGAGUGAGGAGGAGAAAAGCCAUGGAAAAGUUUCAUCUUUUGUUGGACGUGCUCAUCAAACACCACAAGGCCGUGACCAUGAGCUUCUGGAGUCUGCUGACAGCUGGUGGGCAGACCCUCUUCUCCAAGAUAGUGUUCCAAUGCCCCUGUGACGAUAGAUACAAAAUGCCCUAUUCCCUUUUAUUCUUCUUCGCUCCAGCCCUGGUCCUCUUCCUUCUGCGCUACCUGCUGAGCUUUAAGGUAGGGCGGGUGGUAACUGGCUGCUGUACCAAGGACCAGAGAGACACUGUUGAGAAGAUAUACACUCUUGACAAGAAAUCCUGCAAGGCUAGCCCAGAAACGCCUAGCAAGAGAGUGAUGUUCUGUAAGGAGGUGGUAUGUGGUCAAGUGACCUUGACUGCUCUCCUGGCACCCUUCAUCUGGAUUACAAUGGCACUGCUCGAGGGUAAUUACUCUGUGUGUCUGUUCAGUGCAAAUGAGCAGCAGCAAAGGAGCUUGUGUCAGGAACACAACUGUUUUGAGAAAGAGCUGCAGAUGCCUUGCCAGCAGACAAGCUUGACAAACUUCGAGCAGAAGGUCAGGGCUAUAUCCCAGAUAAUAGGUUGGGGACUGAUAGCUGGUGUCAUGGUUUUAUUCACGAUGAUCAAGUUCUGUUGCUGUUGCACAUCUCGAGUUGGUUUUCUUCAGCUCCAGUUCCAGAAAAUCUACAUGAAAAAAGAAAAUGAGACAUUAACUGCUGAAUCGAAGAAGUAUGCUACUGAAUUGGCGGAAAGAAAUGUCAAGUGCUUCUUUGAAAAUGUCUGCCAUGACAGUGUGAGAAUUCCAAGAACUGAGGAAUGGAAUGAGAUUUCACUAGUGAUUAAGCCUAGUGAUACAGAAUAUAGUAAAUUGCACAAGUAUGCUAACAACAGGCCAGUGAGAGAAGAUACUCUUCAAAACCCUGCUACUGAUUGCAUUUAAGGGGUUGAAGCAAUUCUC
This is a messenger RNA of Phascolarctos cinereus (koala), 2026 nucleotides long. Its product is annotated as calcium homeostasis modulator protein 6-like. The record is from RefSeq and is a predicted model, not a curated record. Gene Ontology annotation, molecular function: monoatomic cation channel activity. Lineage: Eukaryota; Metazoa; Chordata; Mammalia; Diprotodontia; Phascolarctidae. Gene Ontology annotation, cellular component: plasma membrane.